Penicillium chermesinum is the source of this 1422-nucleotide messenger RNA. RefSeq names its product Serine/threonine-protein phosphatase 2A activator 1. Gene Ontology annotation, molecular function: peptidyl-prolyl cis-trans isomerase activity; protein tyrosine phosphatase activator activity. The transcript is spliced from 3 exons. Gene Ontology annotation, cellular component: cytoplasm; nucleus; protein phosphatase type 2A complex. The record is from RefSeq and is a predicted model, not a curated record. Bases 1 to 1422 code for a protein of 473 amino acids. NCBI's taxonomy places the organism in Eukaryota, Fungi, Ascomycota, Eurotiomycetes, Eurotiales, Aspergillaceae. Gene Ontology annotation, biological process: mitotic spindle organization.
AUGAAUACGGACGGUCGCUCUCUUCGCAUAUUGCCUAAGCUCAACCCCCAAGCCCCGCCUAACUUCAUCACGCCCGGCAAGAAGAUCCAUGAGUCGCAUGAUGUUUCAACGUUUCUGGUUUCCAAAGCGUACAUGGAUAUCAUGACAUUUCUUCUCCAGCUGAACCGAUCGAUGUUUCCUUCGAAGCUCCCGAAUGGAAAAUUCCAGGAUUGGCCACUUCAUUCAGAUGCUGUCCAAUUCUCUGCGCCGGUCCGCCAACUUCAAGGGUUGCUCGGCAGAGUAGAGGAUAUUAUUACGGAGGUACCACCGGACAGCGGACCGCGCAGAUUUGGAAAUAUCAGCUUUCGGAAAUGGCAUCAAGUUCUCACCGAUCGAGCAUCUGAGUUACUUCGUGAAUUUCUCCCGGCGGAUCUCUUAGAGAUGCGCUCGCCGAAUUCCGAACAUCCUUCAGCCGAGGUGGAACUGAAGGCAUACUUUUUGGGUAGCUGGGGAAGUGGCCAAAGAUUGGACUACGGGACGGGCCAUGAACUGAGCUUCUUGGCAUUCUUAGGUGCUAUCUGGAAGCUCGGUGGCUUCCCCCAAUCCGCGGAUGGGGUCGAAGAAAGGGCUAUUGUCCUCGGAGUGAUUGAACCAUAUCUUGAGCUUGUGAGGACUCUCAUCAAAACGUACACCCUUGAACCUGCCGGGUCACACGGAGUUUGGGGUCUUGACGAUCACUCUUUCCUUCCGUAUAUCUUUGGCUCUGCUCAGUUAUCUCCCGCGAUCCACGAGGCCGACCUGACCCCAGAAGAAGGCUCAUUGCCAGGUGCCCCAGACCCCGGUGAUGUGGUGAAGCCCUCCUGUGUUGAGAAAGAAAGAAAAGUAAAUCUUUAUUUUUCUGCUAUCGGAUUCAUAUACGAUGUUAAGAAGGGGCCGUUUUGGGAACAUAGUCCUAUGCUUUAUGAUAUCUCAGGCAUUCGUACAGGAUGGGGCAAAAUCAACAAGGGCAUGGUCAAAAUGUACAACGCCGAAGUUCUGUCCAAGUUCCCCGUUGUGCAGCACUUGCCAUUCGGCGCUCUAUUUAGCUGGGACCGGGACCCAAAUGCUGUUACACCGGUGGCUUCUGUGCAUUCCACAUCUGGCCCGCAGACACGGUCGGUACAACCUGAGAACGAGGCACCGUCGACUACCGUUCGGCCAAAUACAGACGCGAGCACGAGAGCUCCCUGGGCAUCAACCGAGGCCAACCCUCCUAGUCGAGCCCGUCCAACUGUGGCAUUAGCAGGAAGUCGACAUGAGCCUCCAUCAUUUACUUCAACUCUUCCGAAUACCUCUCGCUUACCGCCUGGCCCGAUGGCUCCGACGCGAGCCCCUCAGGCGCCAACCAUGCGCCGGUCACCACCAGGCGGAGAUGGACCUACAAAAGCUCCAUGGGCUAAAUGA